AUGGCCAACAGUGUGUUUGCAGUGACAGUUUUCUUCAUCUGCUUUCGUGAAUGUCUCGAGAGUGUCAUUAUCGUCUCCGUGCUUCUGUCUUUCCUGAAACAGACACUAGGAGGAGAAGGCGAUGUGCAAACCUUAAAACGAUUAAAUCGACAUGUAUGGCUUGGUGUAGCAUUAGGUCUCUUCAUAUGUCUAUGUGUCGGUGGUGGUAUGAUUGGUGCCUUCUACGGCCUCAACAAGGAUGUCUUCACCGGCAGUGAGGAUAUCUGGGAAGGUAUCUUCGGUUUCAUCGCUUCCAUCAUUAUCAGUAUCAUGGGUGCUGGCCUGUUGCGUGUCUCGAAGUUGCAGGACAAGUGGCGUGAUAAGCUGGCCCAGGCUCUUGAAGAGAAGGAGAAGACCAACAUCGGUAUUUACCAGCGUUUCAAAGACUGGUCCAAGAAAUAUGUCAUGUUCCUUCUUCCGUUCGUGACUGUUCUUCGUGAGGGUCUUGAAGCCGUCGUGUAUGUCGGUGGUGUGGGUCUCGGUCUCCCUGCUACUUCGUUCCCUCUCGCAGUCGUUUGUGGUCUUGCUGCCGGUAUUGCUGUCGGAUACCUUCUAUACAGAUGUGGUAACACUGCCUCACUGCAAUACUUCCUGAUCAUCUCGACCUGCUUCCUCUACCUCGUCUCCGCUGGUCUCUUCUCCCGUGCCAUCUGGUAUCUCCAGAACAACGCCUGGAACAAUAUCAUCGGUGGUGAUGCCUCCGAAACAGGUUCGGGAGCCGGUUCCUACGAUAUCCGCCAGAGUGUCUGGCACGUCAACUGCUGCAACCCCGAACUGGGUAGCGGUGGUGGAUGGGGUAUCUUCAACGCCCUUUUCGGUUGGACCAACUCUGCUACCUAUGGAUCCGUGCUGGGUUACAACCUCUACUGGAUCUGUAUCAUCAUUGCCUAUGUUUGCAUGUGGUACAAUGAGCGUUACGGCUACAUUCCGUUCUUCUCGGCCUGCAUGCGCAGAAUCCGCCCUAAGAAGGCUGCCAGCCGGUCCAGCAGUGAGGGCGUGAUUGAGAAGAGCAAGGAGGUUGAUAUGAUGCCAUCGCAGAUUGUCACCAGGGAGAUCAAUGCCUGA
Molecule: messenger RNA, 1104 nt
Organism: Aspergillus piperis CBS 112811
Lineage: Eukaryota; Fungi; Ascomycota; Eurotiomycetes; Eurotiales; Aspergillaceae
Product: FTR1 family protein
Exons: 4
Coding region: 1-1104 (367 amino acids)
Biological process (GO): iron ion transmembrane transport
Cellular component (GO): high-affinity iron permease complex; plasma membrane
Molecular function (GO): ferrous iron transmembrane transporter activity
Source: RefSeq, a predicted model, not a curated record